AUGGACAAAUAUCAGAAAAUCGAAAAGUUAGGAGAAGGGACAUAUGGCAUAGUUUACAAAGCACAAAACAGAGACACUAAUGAAAUUGUAGCUCUUAAGCGGAUAAGGCUCGAUAAUGAAGAGGAAGGGGUUCCAUGUACUGCUAUUCGUGAAAUAUCAUUGUUGAAAGAGUUAAAACAUCCGAAUAUUGUAAGGCUACAUGACGUCCUUCAUACUGAAAAAAAAUUAACGUUAGUAUUCGAGUAUCUUGACUCGGAUCUUAAGAAGUAUCUUGACUCUUACGGUGGAGAUCUUGAUCCUCAAACAAUCAAGGAUUUAAAACCGCAGAAUUUACUGAUUAACAAGAAAACAGAACUCAAACUAGCAGACUUCGGUCUCGCUCGCGCAUUUGGUAUUCCUGUCCGUAGCUAUUCACAUGAGGUUGUGACUUUAUGGUAUCGUGCCCCAGAUGUGCUAAUGGGAUCGCGACAGUAUUCAACCUCGAUCGAUGUCUGGUCAGCUGGAUGUAUAUUUGCCGUUUUAGGGACGCCAACAGAAGAAACAUGGCCAAGAGUAUCGCAGUUACCAGAAUACAAACCGGAUUUUGAGAUUUAUCCGCGGAUGCCGCUCGAACGGUUCAUACCAAAGCUGGACGCUCUCGGGAUUGAUUUACUGAAAUAUCAGCCAGAAAAGCGCAUUGGAGCCGAAGCGGCUCUACAACAUCCAUACUUUGAUGAAAUCAGAAAAAAGGAACAAUCAGCUGCGCAGGCUGCCGGAGUGACUAUUCAUCAACCGAACCCGAGUUAA
This is a messenger RNA of Paraglomus occultum, 786 nucleotides long. The record is from the annotation of a GenBank genome assembly. NCBI's taxonomy places the organism in Eukaryota, Fungi, Glomeromycota, Glomeromycetes, Paraglomerales, Paraglomeraceae.